AUGACGGUUGAAAGUUCAAUUAAAAAAGGUGAUGAUUUAAUUAAAUCCAAAGAUUAUUUAGGUGCUAUUCAAUCUUAUUCAGAUGCUAUAAAACAAAACCCACUGGCAUUAAAUGCUUUUUUAAAAAGAUCAACUGCUUAUCAAAAAUUAUCAAAUUAUGGUAAAUCAAAAGAAGAUAUUUCAACUGCUUUUACAAUUGCUAAUGAAAGAGGUAAGAGAAAUGAAAUUGGUUUAUGUUAUUAUAAAUUAGGUUUGAUAUACUUCGGUGAAAAAAAAUUAAAGAUGGCAUUAAAACAAUUUGAUAAAGCUAGUGAAUAUGAUUGUAAAGAAGCAACUUUAGAAAUGUGGAAAAAUAAAACUAAAUAUGAUUUGGAGACUCAUCCAGAAUGGAAUGUAGAUGAGGAAGGAGACGAUGAAGAAGAAAAAGAAGAAGAAGAAGAAGAUGCUCAAGUUGAAGAAGUUUCUCAAAAAGUAUCAAGUUCAAACUUUGAUGAAAUUAAUAAAAUUGCUCCAUUAAAUAUCAAAAUUAGAGAAGAUUGGUAUCAAACCAAUGAUGAAAUUAUUAUUACAAUUUAUGCUAAAGGUGUUAAUAAGGACAAGUUGAAAAUUGAAUUUGAAUCAAAAUCUGUUUCUAUUCUAUUUCCAAGUGCAGCAAAUUCAGAGUAUAAUUAUAAUUUAGAUCCAUUAUAUAAAGAAAUUGAUGCUGAAAAAUCUUCAUUUAAGGUUUAUUCAACUAAAUUGGAAAUUUAUCUUAAAAAAGUUGAAAAUAUUAAAUGGCCAUCUUUGGAAAAAUCAGAAGAAGAACAAGAAGAAGAAGAAGCUAAAGUAAAUGAAUCAACACCAGCAUAUCCAACAUCAUCUAAAAAGAAAGUUAAUUGGAAUAAAUUUAAAGUUGAUGAUGAUAAAGAUGAAGAGAAAGAUCCAAAUGAUUUUUUUAAAACUAUUUUUAAAGAUGUUGAUGAAGAUUCAAGAAGAGCAAUGAUGAAAAGUUAUGUUCAAUCAAAUGGAACAGUUUUAACUACAUCUUGGGAUGAAGCAAAAGAUAAAGAAUUUGAAACUUCACCACCAGAAGGUAUGGUUGAAAAGAAAUGGUAA
Molecule: messenger RNA, 1095 nt
Organism: Insectozyma verbasci
Lineage: Eukaryota; Fungi; Ascomycota; Pichiomycetes; Serinales; Debaryomycetaceae
Source: the annotation of a GenBank genome assembly